This is a messenger RNA of Acanthocheilonema viteae, 735 nucleotides long. NCBI's taxonomy places the organism in Eukaryota, Metazoa, Nematoda, Chromadorea, Rhabditida, Onchocercidae. The record is from the annotation of a GenBank genome assembly.
GUAAUACUACGUGAUAUUCCACGAACAUAUCCUGAGUUGGAAUUCUUCAAGGAUAAUGGUCGUGGACAACAAGCUCUUUUCAAUGUCAUUAAGGCAUAUAGCAUACAUGAUAAUGAAGUAGGCUAUUGUCAAGGAAGUGCCUUUAUUGUUGGACAAUUACUAUUGCAGAUGCCUGAAGAAGAAACAUUUGCGGUAUUUGUACGCUUAAUGGAAACAUAUCGUUUAAGAGAAUUAUUUAAGCCUACAAUGACCGAAUUAGGUUUAUGUAUGUUUCAACUCGAGUGCCUUGUUCAGGAACAAAUGCCAGAUUUAUGUACACAUUUUAAUAAUAUGGGUUUUGAUACGAGUAUGUAUGCAAGCAGUUGGUUCUUGGCUCUUUUUACCACAACAUUACCGCUGGAAUUAGCCAACAGAAUUAUGGAUAUAUUUCUUGCUGAAGGAAUGGAAUUUAUAUUUCGUGUUUCAUUGGCAAUUUUACAACAGGCACGGCUUGAUUUAUUGAAACUUGAUAUGGAAGGAAUGCUAAAGUAUUUUCAACGUGAAGUGCGUGAACGAUAUGAGAAUGAUCAUGAACUUUUGUUCGUUGCAGCUAAUAAAGUUACUUUAAAUGCUAAAAAAAUGAAAAAGCUAGAAAAAGAUUAUUUAACAAAACGCACGAAGGAACAAGAAGAAGCCAUCGAAUUGAGGCUAGUAAUUGUAGAUGAUUCACACGUAAAAGGAUUAAAUAUUUCUUAA